AAACUUUAAAUAUCUGUGUAUGUUGUGUACACAGACAUUCCUGCAAACUCGAUAAGGUCACUAUUCCCUCCUCCCUGAAAGAAAAGCCUGAUCAUUAGUGUCUGGGGGUAAAAAUGGCAAAAGAGGCCCACAACAUGAAUGGAGAUGCUUUUCAGGAAUCCAGCUACAUUGAAGAAAGCAGUGGCCAAAGUGAUGCAAUUUCCUUGAUCUUUUCUCUCAAAGAAGAAGUGGGAGCUUUAGCAAGAAUACUCCGCAUAUUUGAGGAAAAGGGAAUAAAUCUGACUCACAUUGAGUCCAGACCUUCUCGACUGAACAAAGAUGAGUAUGAAUUUUUCAUCAAUGUGGAAAGCAAGAAUGUUCCUGCUCUUGAGGAACUCAUCAGGACCUUGAGAGACGACAUUGGAGCAAAUGUUCAUGAGCUUUCACGUGAAAAGAGGAAGGAUGCAGUACCAUGGUUCCCAAGAAGUAUUCAAGAACUUGACAGAUUUGCUAAUCAGAUUCUCAGUUAUGGAGCAGAACUGGAUGCUGACCACCCAGGUUUCAAAGAUCCUAUUUACCGGGCCAGAAGAAAAGAAUUUGCAGAUAUAGCAUACAACUAUAGACAUGGUCAGCCUAUCCCCAGAGUGACUUACACAGAAGAAGAGAAGAGAACAUGGGGAACUGUCUUCAGGGAGCUGAAGACUCUGUAUCCCACCCAUGCAUGCUAUGAACAUAAUCAUGUCUUCCCUCUCCUGGAAAAAUACUGUGGCUACCAAGAAGACAAUAUCCCACAGCUGGAAGAUGUCUCCAACUUCUUAAAAAGCUGCACUGGAUUUCGCCUACGUCCUGUGGCUGGCCUUCUCUCAUCUCGGGAUUUUUUGGGUGGCUUGGCUUUCAGAGUAUUUCAUUCUACCCAGUAUAUUCGUCAUUCAUCAAGACCAAUGUACACACCAGAACCUGAUGUUUGCCAUGAACUUCUUGGUCAUGUUCCCUUGUUUGCUGAUCCCAGUUUUGCUCAGUUUUCCCAAGAAAUUGGAUUAGCUUCCCUGGGAGCUCCAGAUGAAUACAUUGAGAAACUUGCUACGGUUUACUGGUUUACAGUUGAAUUUGGACUAUGCAAAGAAGGCAAUGCUAUUAAGGCCUAUGGAGCUGGGUUGCUGUCAUCGUUUGGUGAAUUACAGUAUUGCUUAUCAGAUAAACCUGUGACUGAGCCUCUCAAUCUAGAAAGAACAACCAUUCAAAAAUAUCCAGUCACUGAAUUCCAGCCCAUUUACUAUGUUGCUGAAAGUUUUAAAGAUGCAAAACAAAAGUUAAGGCGAUAUGCCUCCACCAUUCCCCGUCCAUUCUCAGUCCGGUACAAUCCAUACACUGAAAGGAUUGAGGUUCUGGAUAACACCAAGCAACUGAAGAAUUUAGCAGAUGCCAUUAACAAUGAAAUGGGAGUUCUCUGCAAUGCUCUUCAGAAGAUCAACUGAAGAUGAUGAUUUCAGAUUCCUUGCAUUCGUUCUGAAAGCCGAAGGGCAGACAUUGAAACAAAUAUCAAACUGUAAAAAAAAAUAAUAAUCACCUAAUAACCUAAUGUAGAUAUGUAUCAGAUGCUUCAUUUGCUUACUAUGUAUAUUUUAUUAAGUUUGACAAUGAAAAAAAACCCAGCAAUCUGUU
Messenger RNA from Sceloporus undulatus (fence lizard), 1641 nucleotides. RefSeq names its product phenylalanine hydroxylase (gene PAH). The coding region runs from base 114 to 1454 and encodes 446 amino acids. Gene Ontology annotation, biological process: L-tyrosine biosynthetic process; L-phenylalanine catabolic process. NCBI's taxonomy places the organism in Eukaryota, Metazoa, Chordata, Lepidosauria, Squamata, Phrynosomatidae. The transcript is spliced from 13 exons. The record is from RefSeq and is a predicted model, not a curated record. Gene Ontology annotation, molecular function: phenylalanine 4-monooxygenase activity; iron ion binding.